GGUACUUACUACCUUAUCGCUGGUAGCACCCUGUCUGUAGGUCUUGGAUGUUCAGCCCGCUGUGUCUCCCGUCGGCUGGCUGCUCCAGGCUCCAUGACCCUGGCCCGGUCUGCACAAGCAGAGUCAAAAGAAUACCACGGCAGAGACACGGAUAGGGCGAGUUACAGCCGUGACGGAAAGACGGUGGCGUUGGUUGGGCCAAAUUCGGCAUCUUGUGUCGGCGAACGCCUUGCUGCUUUCUUUUGGGGACUUGGCAUGAGGGUGGCCCCCGUGGUAGUUAGCUGUGUUUUUCGUCGCCUCCGUGCGUCUCGGGACGGACUUCGACCGGUCCCCAAUGGGUUGGCGGCUUCAGGCGUGCGUUGGUGUUGUUGUUGGGCGGUGUUGGUAGUGUCUUUGACAGCUGAGAAUGGGCUAGAAUGGGCCAAGCUGGGCGUACUGGGCGUACUGGGCGUAGCUGGGCGUAGCUGGGCUUGGCUUGGCUUGUAUGUGGCGUGGAAGGCGCAGAGGCGAGACCGGCGGGGACCGGAGGCAGGGCUUGCGCAGCUGCAUGCGCGUGGGAAGGCAGGAGCCACCAGCGCCAACACCCAGCAGGAGCAGCCAGUGGGAACCAUGGACGGCGCAUUACCAUUGGCCAGAAGGCGCACGGUAGCACUAUCGCCAAACACCAUUGCUAAUACGGACAAUACCUAGGUAGGUAGGCUAUCGCUUUCCAACGCGAAAGCACUCGACAGGAGCAACGCGACAAAAAAGCAAACAAAGACACCGGAGAUACGGGUGUCAGCAUGCGCGAGAGGAGGACCGAAAUUGCCGGAUUCUGAUCGGCAAGGCGAAACUAUCUAAGGUAGCUUCCGGUGGUCUCGCUUUGUCACCCGCAGAUGCAUCCAGGCUAAACUGUGUCCAGCGGGAGAGAGUCAGGGCCGAACUUUAAGUGUUC
Messenger RNA from Ilyonectria robusta, 934 nucleotides. RefSeq lists its product as uncharacterized. The transcript has a single exon. The record is from RefSeq and is a predicted model, not a curated record. NCBI's taxonomy places the organism in Eukaryota, Fungi, Ascomycota, Sordariomycetes, Hypocreales, Nectriaceae. The annotation marks the transcript as partial.